AGAAGCCCAGGGCCAUUCUCACAUUUCAACACGUAGAGUUAAGGAAGGGCCUCUUCCUCUGUGAGAAUUCAGCAUUUUGCAACCAUCCAAAAAUGUUGAGGGCAUGCUUUGCUUCCAGGGCAGACAGAGCAGCACAGUGAGCAUGGGACACAGGAUCCCUGACUUGCUGUGUGCCCUUAAACCAGCCACGACCUCUCUGACGUUCAAAAUUGAGCAAUGGAAGGCAGCCUGCCCAACUGUUACCUGCCUGUCAUCAUGAAAGCCUGCGGAUGAGUGCAGAAUACAGAAACUGCAGCCAUGACCACGCACGUCACCCUGGAAGAUGCCCUGUCCAACGUGGACCUGCUUGAAGAGCUUCCCCUCCCCGACCAGCAGCCAUGCAUCGAGCCUCCACCUUCCUCCAUCAUGUACCAGGCUAACUUUGACACAAACUUUGAGGACAGGAAUGCAUUUGUCACGGGCAUUGCAAGGUACAUUGAGCAGGCUACAGUCCACUCCAGCAUGAAUGAGAUGCUGGAGGAAGGACAUGAGUAUGCGGUCAUGCUGUACACCUGGCGCAGCUGUUCCCGGGCCAUUCCCCAGGUGAAAUGCAAUGAGCAGCCCAACCGAGUAGAGAUCUAUGAGAAGACAGUGGAGGUGCUGGAGCCGGAGGUCACCAAGCUCAUGAAGUUCAUGUAUUUUCAGCGCAAGGCCAUCGAGCGGUUCUGCAGCGAGGUGAAGCGGCUGUGCCAUGCCGAGCGCAGGAAGGACUUUGUCUCUGAGGCCUACCUCCUGACCCUGGGCAAGUUCAUCAACAUGUUUGCUGUCCUGGAUGAGCUAAAGAACAUGAAGUGCAGCGUCAAGAAUGACCACUCUGCCUACAAGAGGGCAGCACAGUUCCUGCGGAAGAUGGCAGAUCCCCAGUCUAUCCAGGAGUCACAGAACCUUUCCAUGUUCCUGGCCAACCACAACAGGAUCACCCAGUGUCUCCACCAGCAACUUGAAGUGAUCCCAGGCUAUGAGGAGCUGCUGGCUGACAUUGUCAACAUCUGCGUGGAUUACUACGAGAACAAGAUGUACCUGACCCCCAGUGAGAAACAUAUGCUCCUCAAGGUGAUGGGCUUUGGCCUCUACCUAAUGGAUGGAAAUGUCAGUAACAUUUACAAACUGGAUGCCAAGAAGAGAAUUAAUCUUAGCAAAAUUGAUAAAUUCUUUAAGCAGCUGCAGGUGGUGCCCCUUUUCGGCGACAUGCAGAUAGAGCUGGCCAGAUACAUUAAGACCAGUGCUCACUAUGAAGAGAACAAGUCCAAGUGGACGUGCACCCAGAGCAGCAUCAGCCCCCAGUACAAUAUCUGCGAGCAGAUGGUUCAGAUCCGGGAUGACCACAUCCGCUUCAUCUCCGAGCUCGCUCGCUACAGCAACAGUGAGGUGGUGACGGGCUCAGGGCUGGACAGCCAGAAGUCAGACGAGGAGUAUCGCGAGCUCUUCGACUUAGCCCUGCGGGGUCUGCAGCUUCUAUCCAAGUGGAGCGCCCACGUCAUGGAGGUGUACUCUUGGAAGCUGGUUCAUCCCACAGACAAGUUCUGCAACAAGGACUGUCCUGGCACCGCGGAGGAAUAUGAGAGAGCCACACGCUACAAUUACACCAGUGAGGAAAAAUUUGCCUUCGUUGAGGUGAUCGCCAUGAUCAAAGGCCUGCAGGUGCUCAUGGGCAGGAUGGAGAGCGUCUUCAACCAGGCCAUCAGGAACACCAUCUACGCGGCAUUGCAGGACUUCGCCCAGGUGACGCUGCGUGAGCCCCUGCGGCAGGCGGUACGGAAGAAGAAGAAUGUCCUCAUCAGUGUCCUACAGGCAAUUCGAAAGACCAUCUGUGACUGGGAGGGAGGGCGAGAGCCCCCUAAUGACCCAUGCUUGAGAGGGGAGAAGGACCCCAAAGGUGGAUUUGAUAUCAAGGUGCCCCGGCGUGCUGUGGGGCCAUCCAGCACACAGGCCUGCCAGUGGUCCCCGAGGGCUUUGUUUCACCCCACUGGUGGCACACAGGGCCGAAGAGGCUGCCGAUCCCUGCUGUACAUGGUGCGGACCAUGCUUGAAUCACUCAUUGCAGACAAAAGCGGCUCCAAGAAGACCCUGAGGAGCAGCCUGGAUGGACCCAUUGUCCUCGCCAUAGAGGACUUUCACAAACAGUCCUUCUUCUUCACACAUCUGCUCAACAUCAGUGAAGCCCUGCAGCAGUGUUGUGACCUCUCCCAGCUCUGGUUCCGAGAAUUCUUCCUGGAGUUAACCAUGGGCCGACGAAUCCAGUUCCCCAUCGAGAUGUCCAUGCCCUGGAUUCUAACGGACCAUAUCCUGGAAACCAAAGAACCUUCCAUGAUGGAGUAUGUCCUCUACCCUCUGGAUCUGUACAACGACAGCGCCUACUAUGCUCUGACCAAGUUUAAAAAGCAGUUCCUGUACGAUGAGAUAGAAGCGGAGGUGAACCUGUGUUUUGAUCAGUUUGUCUACAAGCUGGCAGACCAGAUCUUUGCUUACUACAAAGCCAUGGCUGGCAGUGUCCUGUUGGAUAAACGUUUUCGAGCUGAGUGUAAGAAUUAUGGCGUCAUCAUUCCGUAUCCACCGUCCAAUCGCUAUGAAACACUGCUGAAGCAGAGACACGUCCAGCUGUUGGGUAGAUCAAUUGACUUGAACAGACUCAUUACCCAGCGCAUCUCUGCCGCCAUGUAUAAAUCCCUGGACCAAGCUAUCAGCCGCUUUGAGAGUGAGGACCUGACCUCCAUUGUGGAGCUGGAGUGGCUGCUGGAGAUUAACCGGCUCACGCAUCGGCUGCUCUGUAAGCAUAUGACGCUGGACAGCUUCGAUGCCAUGUUCCGAGAGGCCAAUCACAAUGUGUCCGCCCCCUAUGGCCGUAUCACCCUGCAUGUCUUCUGGGAACUGAACUUUGACUUUCUCCCCAACUACUGCUACAAUGGGUCCACUAACCGUUUUGUGCGGACUGCCAUUCCUUUCACCCAAGAACCACAACGAGACAAACCUGCCAACGUCCAGCCUUAUUACCUCUAUGGAUCCAAGCCUCUCAACAUUGCCUACAGCCACAUCUACAGCUCCUACAGGAAUUUCGUGGGGCCACCUCAUUUCAAGACUAUCUGCAGACUCCUGGGUUAUCAGGGCAUCGCUGUGGUCAUGGAGGAACUGCUAAAGAUUGUGAAGAGCUUGCUCCAAGGAACCAUUCUCCAGUAUGUGAAAACACUGAUAGAGGUGAUGCCCAAGAUAUGCCGCUUGCCCCGACAUGAGUAUGGCUCCCCAGGGAUCCUGGAGUUCUUCCACCACCAGCUGAAGGACAUCAUUGAGUACGCAGAGCUCAAAACAGACGUGUUCCAGAGCCUGAGGGAAGUGGGCAAUGCCAUCCUCUUCUGCCUCCUCAUAGAGCAAGCUCUGUCUCAGGAGGAGGUCUGCGAUUUGCUCCAUGCCGCACCCUUCCAAAACAUCUUGCCUAGAGUCUACAUCAAAGAGGGGGAGCGCCUGGAGGUCCGGAUGAAACGUCUGGAAGCCAAGUAUGCCCCGCUCCACCUGGUCCCUCUGAUCGAGCGGCUGGGGACCCCUCAGCAAAUCGCCAUUGCUCGCGAGGGUGACCUCCUGACCAAGGAGCGGCUGUGCUGUGGCCUGUCCAUGUUCGAGGUCAUCCUGACCCGCAUUCGGAGCUACCUGCAGGACCCCAUCUGGCGGGGCCCACCGCCCACCAAUGGCGUCAUGCACGUCGAUGAGUGUGUGGAGUUCCACCGGCUGUGGAGCGCCAUGCAGUUCGUGUACUGCAUCCCUGUGGGAACCAACGAGUUCACAGCUGAGCAGUGUUUCGGCGAUGGCUUGAACUGGGCUGGUUGCUCCAUCAUCGUCCUGCUGGGCCAGCAGCGUCGCUUCGACCUGUUCGACUUCUGUUACCACCUGCUAAAAGUGCAGAGGCAGGACGGGAAGGAUGAAAUCAUUAAGAAUGUGCCCCUGAAGAAGAUGGCCGACCGGAUCAGGAAGUAUCAGAUCUUGAACAAUGAGGUUUUUGCCAUCCUGAACAAGUACAUGAAGUCCGUGGAGACAGACAGUUCCACUGUGGAGCAUGUGCGCUGCUUCCAGCCGCCCAUCCACCAGUCCUUGGCCACCACUUGCUAAGCAGAAGAUCCUGCAGACCCUUAUCUGGAGGAGGAAGAGAAGCAGGAGAGAGAAAGCCACAGCCAGCCUGCCAUAGGAUCCAACUGGACAACGUGUGGGAUGGACCUGGAAACAAGCACCUCCCCAAACACAUCACCACUCCCUAGGGCGGGGCCUGUGCAUGCUCUCCCAUGACAUCUCCAUGCUGGUUUCUCCAUAGCAUAAAUGAAAAAAAGAAAAAGUAAA
Molecule: messenger RNA, 4359 nt
Organism: Pan troglodytes (chimpanzee)
Lineage: Eukaryota; Metazoa; Chordata; Mammalia; Primates; Hominidae
Gene: CYFIP2
Product: cytoplasmic FMR1 interacting protein 2
Exons: 32
Coding region: 298-4134 (1278 amino acids)
Biological process (GO): regulation of actin filament polymerization
Molecular function (GO): small GTPase binding
Source: RefSeq, a predicted model, not a curated record